Propithecus coquereli (Coquerel's sifaka) is the source of this 1497-nucleotide messenger RNA. It is a transcript of the gene ZSCAN31, whose product is annotated as zinc finger and SCAN domain containing 31. Gene Ontology annotation, molecular function: RNA polymerase II cis-regulatory region sequence-specific DNA binding; DNA-binding transcription factor activity, RNA polymerase II-specific. NCBI's taxonomy places the organism in Eukaryota, Metazoa, Chordata, Mammalia, Primates, Indriidae. Gene Ontology annotation, biological process: regulation of transcription by RNA polymerase II. The record is from RefSeq and is a predicted model, not a curated record.
GGUGUAUUCUCCUGAAGAAGAUUAAAUCAGGGAAUCUUAAAUCACAGUUAUCUCUUCACCCCAAGCUGGAGUGAGCCUCUAAGUAAUCCCAGAAUGGCUUCAACAGAUGAACAAGAUGGACUUAAGGUUGUGAAGGUGGAGAAAGACCCUAUAUGGGACCAAGAAACUCACCUUCGAGUGAACAACUUUUCUGGCCAGGAGGCCUCCCAACAACUUUUUAGGCAGUUUUGUUACCAAGAGACUUCUGGUCCCCGAGAAGCUCUGAGCCGGCUUUGGGAACUUUGUCAUCAGUGGCUGAGGCCAGAGACACAUACCAAAGAGCAAAUUCUGGAGUUGCUGGUGCUAGAGCAGUUCCUGACCACCCUACCUGAGGAGCUCCAGGCCUGGGUACGGGAGCACCAGGAAGAGGCUGUGGCUGUGGUUGAAGGUCUGGAGCAAGAGCUUAGUGAGCCAGGGAACCAGGCCCCAGAUCACAAACAUGGACAUUCUGAAAUGCUCUCAGAGGAUGUGGUACAUCUGAAGGCCAAACAGAAAUCAAUGGUCAUCCAGCUUCUGUCCAUGGUGACACAGCUCAAAUAUGAAUGUUUUGGUCUCCACCAAUUUCAAGAACAAGGUGGUAAAACUGUACCUGAAAACCUGGAGUUGGCAUUGAAGCAAGAAGUCUUAAAAGAAAUGGAACAUUUUGAGGAUAGCAGACUCCAAAGAGAUGCUCCUCUGGAUUCUAGGUACAAAGAAACUUGUAAACGUGAAAGCAGGGCAGAAAAGCAGCAGGGACACACCACUGAAGAGAGACAUCACAGGUGCAAUGAAUGUGGGAAAAGCUUCACUCAGAGUUCAGUCCUCAUUCAGCACCAGAGAAUCCAUACUGGGGAGAAGCCAUACAAAUGUGAAAAAUGUGGGAAGGCCUUCAGCCAGAGGUCAGGCCUGAAUGAACAUCAGCGGAGCCACACUGGAGAGAAGCCCUGUCAAUGUAAGGAGUGUGGGAAAGCCUUCAGUGCCAGCAAUGGCCUCAUUAGACACAGAAGAAUUCAUACAGGAGAAAAACCAUAUGAAUGUGAGGCAUGUGGGAAGGCUUUCCGCCUCAGCUCAUACCUUGUUCAGCAUCAGAGGAUACACACUGGAGAGAAGCAUUAUCAGUGUAAUGAGUGUAGUAAAGCCUUCAGUCAGAAUGCAGGGCUUUUCCAGCAUCUUCGUAUCCACACUGGUGAGAAACCCUAUCAACGCAGUCAGUGUAGUAAAAGCUUUAGUAGGUGGACACUCCUUAUGAAACAUCAGAGAAGCCACACUGGAGAGAGACCAUAUGGGUGUGACAAGUGUGGGAAAGCCUUCAGUCAUCAUUGCAACCUUAUUAGGCAUUUUAGAAUCCAUACUAUUACAUAAUUGGACUAAGUCUAUGGACCCUCAGGCCCUUAAGUGGGGCCAUUUUGGAAAUCAAAAUCUCAAUCAGAAUUUCAAAAGAGGAAAUAAAAGUUCAGCUUAAAAGUAUAUUGCUCUAAA